Molecule: messenger RNA, 1876 nt
Organism: Pristis pectinata (smalltooth sawfish)
Lineage: Eukaryota; Metazoa; Chordata; Chondrichthyes; Rhinopristiformes; Pristidae
Product: zinc finger protein 229-like
Exons: 1
Coding region: 284-1666 (460 amino acids)
Biological process (GO): regulation of transcription by RNA polymerase II; central nervous system development
Cellular component (GO): nucleus
Molecular function (GO): DNA-binding transcription factor activity, RNA polymerase II-specific; RNA polymerase II cis-regulatory region sequence-specific DNA binding
Source: RefSeq, a predicted model, not a curated record
CACAAGCAGAGGAUUUGUUUAUGGGAAUCUCAAACACAACAUCAGCGAAUUCACACUGGGGAGAGGACGUUCACCUGCUCUGAGUGUGGGAAGGGAGUCACUCGGUCAUUCCAGUUGCUGAUGCACCAACAGAUUCACAGAGAAGAGGCCGUGUAUCUGCACUGAGUGUGGGAAGGGCUUCCUUCAGUCAACCCACCUGCUGACACACUGACGUGUUCAUACUGGGGAGCGGCCGUUCUCCUGCUCAACGUGUGGUAAGGGAUUGGCUCAGUUAUUCAGCCUGAUGACGCACCAGCGAGUUCAUGCCCGGGAAAAGCCAUUCUCCUGCUCGGACUGUGGGAAGGGCUUUGCUCACUCAUCUCACUUGCAGGCACACCAGCGAGUUCACACUGGGGAGAGGCCGUUCUCCUGUUCAACAUGUGGGAAAGGAUUCACUCAGUUAUCCAACCUGAUAACACAUCAGCGGAUUCACACUGGGGAGAGGCCAUUCUCCUGCUCAACAUGUGGGAAGGGAUUUACUCAGUUAUCCAGCCUGAUGACGCACCAGCGAGUUCACACUGGGGAGAGGCCGUACACCUGCUCCGAGUGUGGGAAGGGAUUCACUCAGUCAUCCAUUUUGCUGACGCACCAGAGACUUCACACUGGGGAGAGGCCGUUCUCCUGCUCAACGUGUGGGAAAGGAUUCACUCGGUUAUCCAUCCUGAUGAUACACCAGCGAGUUCACACCGGGGAGAAGCCGUACACCUGCUCCGAGUGCGGGAAGGGAUUCACUCGUUCGUCUUAUUUGCUGAAGCAUCAGCGAGUUCACACCGGGGAGAGGCCGUUCACCUGCUCCGAGUGCGGGAAGGAUUUCACUCGGUUGUCCUGUUUGCUGAAACACCAGAGAGUUCAUUCCGGGGAGAGACCGUUCAACUGCCUUGAGUGUGGGAAGGGAUUCACUCGGUCGUCUGAGCUGCUGAUACACCAGCGGGUUCACACCGGGGAGAAGCCGUACACCUGCUCUGAGUGCGGGAAGGGAUUCACUCAGUCAUCUGAGCUGCUGAUACACGAGCGGGUUCACACAGGGGAGAGGCCGUACACCUGCUCUGAGUGCGGGAAGGGAUUCACUCAGUCAUCUGAGCUGCUGAUACACGAGCGGGUUCACACAGGGGAGAGGCCGUACACCUGCUCUGAGUGUGGGAAGGGAUUCACUCGUUCGUCCUAUUUGCUGAAGCACCAGAGAGUUCACACCGGGGAGAGGCCGUUCAUCUGCUCGACAUGUGGGAAGCGAUUCACUCAGUCGUCUGAGCUGCUGAUACACCAGCGAGUUCACACCGGGGAGAAGCCAUUCUCCUGCUCAACGUGUGGGAAAGGAUUCACUCUGUCAUCCAACCUGAUGAGACACCAGCGAGUUCACACUGCGGAGAGGCCGUUCAACUGCCCUGAGUGUGGGAAGGGAUUCACUCGGUCGUCCCAUUUGCUGAUACACCAGGAAGUUCACACCGGGGAGAGGCCGUUCAUCUGCUUGACGUGCGGGAAAGGAUUCCGUCAGUCAUCCUACUUGAUGAAACACCAGCGAGUUCACACCGGGGAGAGGCCAUAUACCUGCUCUAAGUGCAGGAAGGGAUUUCCUUGGUCAUCUGACCUGCUGAAACACCAGCGAAUUCACACUGCGGAGAAAGAUUAAACAUGCUGUAUGCUCAAUAUACAACCAUCACUGCUACUGAAAUCUAGCGCAAAUUCACAAGUGUUGCAGGUGUUCACGGGGGUCGGAUUCUGUCGACGCUGCUGAUCUCGCCCAGGAUUGAGCCCUGGUCAUUGGGCACAGUUGAUUUUCUUUUGUAAUCUCUUUCACUGAGUUAGAGUUCAAUGUUUUUGAUCUCAGAUUAAAAUAAAG